CGGAGGUUCUCAAACUCGGGGUAGGCGUAUGAACGAACGGAGGCCAGAGCCUGAGAGGUAGCAGUCGCCGAGAUCACAGAACCAGAGAUAGCAUCAUAAGUUCCCGUCGCAGACUGUCCUAGCCUAGCCAGCGUUGCAUCGUCGCUCUGAGUUCGAGCCGGAGAUACUGUACUGUCCAAGGAGUUCCCGGCAGAGUAAGAUUGAGUUCCCUCGGCUGCGCUGUGCGAGGUGAGUUGAUGUUCGACAGGACGACGCAGCUGAGCAUUCCGAUUGAGUUGGAUUCGGCUGAGAGCAUCAUCGGUCAAAGCCUGAGGACCAAGAUCAUCACAGGUCGAAGCUUCAGGCCCGAGCACAGGAGAGGACCCAAAGAUGCUGCUUUCGGAGUCUGGAUAAAACAGCGGCACCCUGGGCGGGGCUCCAAGUACCUCUUGAACACCUAGAUCGUUGGGUGCUGCUUCUUCAACGGAUUCGGUUUCUUCCUCCCAGUUGCGGGCAUUGCUCCGGGUAGGCUUUAACAGAGUACGUCCAUGGGCUUGAGGUGAGUCGGCCCCUUUGAGAGGCGAGCAUCUACUUGCAUAGGUCCCAUCCCCGAAGCCCGCGGUAAUCUGCUGCCAGAGGUGACAACAGAUGGCGGCGCGGAGAGGGCCACGGAGCCUACUAGAGAAUGAGGAUCAGCGUCACCAGUAGAUGCUUGAGG
Fomitopsis serialis is the source of this 697-nucleotide messenger RNA. RefSeq lists its product as uncharacterized. Lineage: Eukaryota; Fungi; Basidiomycota; Agaricomycetes; Polyporales; Fomitopsidaceae. The coding region runs from base 237 to 440 and encodes 67 amino acids. The record is from RefSeq and is a predicted model, not a curated record. The transcript is spliced from 2 exons.